This is a messenger RNA of Ziziphus jujuba (common jujube), 1701 nucleotides long. Its product is annotated as protein AGENET DOMAIN (AGD)-CONTAINING P1-like. Bases 416 to 1381 code for a protein of 321 amino acids. NCBI's taxonomy places the organism in Eukaryota, Viridiplantae, Streptophyta, Magnoliopsida, Rosales, Rhamnaceae. The transcript has 3 exons. The record is from RefSeq and is a predicted model, not a curated record.
AUAAAAUAAAAAUAAUACUUUCUUCAAAAUUGGAAACUCUCGCCAACUCAAAUAAAAAUAAAGGAAAAAAAAAAAAUGAAAAGGAAGGCAGAAGCGAGAGGUUGAGUGGCAAUUGGUAAAAACCGGACAAUAAACGAGGGUGUUUACGUCCAAUGAAAAUACGAGGGUGGUUAAGUGGCAAUUGGUAAAUCCCAACAAUAACCUAGGGUAUUUACGUCUAAUAGAAAAUAAAAUUUCCCGCCAUGGCCUUUUCUUUUUUGUUUUUCGCUCUUUGUAUGCCAACCUUGUCGCUUCGUUACCUCUUCACAUUCCAUACAUUUUCCAUAUUUCUUUUUUCCACAGAAUUCCAUUUCAGGAAAACGCUAGCGAAAACGAAACCCUCAUUUUCACACAGAGAGCUCCAAAGAAACCAUCCAUGGCGGACGAGAUCGGUAAUUACUUGGAAGCAGGCCAAGAAGUUGAAGUCAUCAACAAGGUUCCGAACAAACAUACCAUGAUGCUCCCGGCCAUCAUCAUCCAGAAAGGUUCGGACACGGCCUUCUUGGUCGAGUACAAAGCGGCAUCGGUGGCGAAGCCUGAGAGUUCCAAGAUUGGCUCCGGAAGCAAGCGCAAAAGCACUGGUGGUGUUUCCAGAGAGGAGGUGGACGUGGAGCUCUUGAGGCCCGUCCCUGCCAGAGAGAGCGACGACUAUGAGUUCCGUUUCGCCGAGAAAGUCGAUGCGUUGUUUGGUGAAGGUUGGCGUUACGGCGUCGUCGUUGACGUCAAGAAGAAUUUGACGUUCGACAUUUUCUUGGAGUUCGAGAAGAAGCCACUCAAGUUUGCUUUGUCGGAGAUCAGGGUUCAUCGCGACUGGGUUAACGGAGCUUGGGAUCCUCCUCUGCAAGAAAAGCAAGAAAUGGAUGUAUCAGUUGCUGCAGAAGAAACACCAAAAAAGAAGAUGAAACUAAGCAAAGGGGCAGAUGUUGAGGUUCGUAGUGAUGAAGAUGGACUUCAAGGUGCUUGGUUUGCUGCAACUGUUGUCAAAACGUUGGGGAAGGACAAGUUUCUCAUUGAGCAUAAGAACAUAAUGAGCAACGAUAAAAAAGAGCUUCUCACUGAAGAGGUUGAUUCACAGCACGUAAGGCCUAAUCCACCAGAAUGUGUUGCCGUUGAUGCUUUCAGUCUCAAUGAAAAAGUUGAUGCUAUGUAUAGAGAUGCAUGGUGGGAGGGUGAGAUUAUCAAGGUCCUUCGUGGGGGAAAGUAUAGAGUUCACUUUGAAGGAACAGGGGACAGAAUGACUUUUGAACACUCUCUCUUAAGGCAGCACCAAGAUUGGACUGAUGGCAAAUGGGUGUUGGCUUCUCAGGCCACGGAAGACAAGAGUCACAAAACUGAUCCAUGAACAGUGGAAAGAGUAACUUUGCAAUUUGAAAUGAAGUGCUGAAAGCUUACCAUCCGGAGAAGUUGUCCAUGUUGGCUAUUCAUUGGCAUGUUGCCCGACCCUUUUGGAGAGUUUCUUUGAAGAACAUUUUUACCGGUCUAACAAAGAAAACUCUUACUAGUUUUUUGGAUAUACUCUUAGGUAGUUGGAAUUGCCUAUCACUGUAAGAAAAUGCUUUGGGAAUGUUUCAUGGUUAGCAUUUACUUCACGAGGUAGCAGAUGCAUACCAUACCAUAGAUUUUUGAUUGAUCUGAAACUUUUUCUUGAAUAAUAGGAAAUAA